Molecule: messenger RNA, 3148 nt
Organism: Lotus japonicus
Lineage: Eukaryota; Viridiplantae; Streptophyta; Magnoliopsida; Fabales; Fabaceae
Exons: 25
Coding region: 74-2908 (944 amino acids)
Source: RefSeq, a predicted model, not a curated record
UAGUAGUCCAUGGAAUGGACACAGUUGAUAUAUACUACUGAGCAGUUCAGUUUCUGAAACGAAGCACAGCGAAAUGGGUCUUCGCAACUUCAGCCUCAACCGUCGUCAGUGGCAGCUCCACCUCGCCGUCGCUACUCUUCUGUUCUUAGCAGUUAGUUCACUCGGGUCUCCAGUUGAAACUCACAAAAGGGCCAGGUCAUCUGUGUUCUCCCUAUUUAACCUCAAAGAAAAGAGCCGAUUUUGGAGUGAGAAUGUUAUCCACAAUGAUUUUGAUGAUUUGAACUUUUCAAGCCGCGGCAAAGCAAGCGCAUUUAAUUACACCAAUGCAGGUAGUAUUGCAAAUUAUCUCAAACUGCAGGAAGUUGAUUCCAUCUAUGUUCCAGUUCCUAUGAAUUUUAUAUUUAUAGGAUUUGAAGGGAAGGGCAACCAAGAAUUCAAGCUUCUUCCAGAAGAAAUUGAGCGUUGGUUUACAAAAAUUGAUCACAUCUUUGAACAUACACGAAUUAGACAGGAAGAUGUUAUAUCUGCAUUUUACAAAACCAGUGCAGGUAAAAUGCAACGACACCACCUUCCUGUUGCCAGUCACAUAAAUUACAACUUUUCUGUUCAUGCUAUUGAAAUGGGGGAGAAGGUCACUUCCAUAUUUGAACGUGCACUGAACGUGUUCGGUCGCAAGAAUAAUCCACUUGGUAGCGGGGAUAAUGAUGUUGGUGAUUGGCAAGUUGAUGUGGACAUGAUAGAUGGUGUUUUAACUAGCCUAGUUGAAUAUCUUCAACUUGAAAAGGCAUAUAAUAUUUUUAUUUUGAAUCCCAAGCGUGAUGAGAGGAUGCCUAAAUAUGGGUACCGGAGAGGUUUAUCUGAGCCCGAAAUGAACUUGCUAAAGGAGAAUAAGACUUUGCAAAUGAAACUUCUACAGUCUGAAGGGGUUCCUGAAAGUAUUCUUGCUCUUCCAAAGAUUCAGAGACCAUUAUAUGCAAAGCAUCCUAUGAUGAAAUUUGCAUGGACAAGAGCUGAGGAGACUGAAAUUGUGGAAUGGUAUAAUAUUUGGCUUGAUGCAUUAGAUAAUUAUGGGAGGUUGUAUCAAGGGAGCGACCCAGCUAAGAUCCUUGAAGCCAAAGCUUUACAGCUACUUAAAGGGAAGGAUCAAGACUUGAAGCUCCUUUUGGAAAGAGUAUUAAAAUCCGGGGAUUAUAGUGGUUUUCAAGCUGAAUGUCUCACAGACACGUGGAUUGGAAAGGACAGAUGGGCUUUUAUCGAUUUAAGUGCAGGUCCUUUUUCAUGGGGACCUGCUGUUGGUGGAGAAGGUGUGCGUACAGAAGCAAGUUUACCAAACGUGGAAAAGACAGUUGGUUCAACGUUAGAAAUUUCAGCAGAAGAAGCUGAAGACCGAUUGCAAGAUGCUAUUCAGGAGAAAUUUUCUGUAUUUGGUGAUAAAGACCACCAGGCCAUUGAUAUUCUUCUAGCUGAGAUUGAUAUAUAUGAGCUUUUUGCUUUUAAACAUUGCAAGGGAAGGAAAGUCAAGCUUGCUCUAUGUGAAGAACUUGACGAGAGGAUGCGAGAUUUGAGAAAUGAGCUUCAGUCGUUUGAAGGUGAAGAGUAUGAUGAAAGUCAUAAGACAAAAGCCAUAGAGGCAUUAAAGCGGAUGGAAAGCUGGAAUUUGUUCAGUGACACAAACGAGGAGUCCCAGAAUUACACAGUUGCACGUGAUACUUUUCUUGCACAUCUUGGUGCAACAUUGUGGGGAUCUAUGAGACAUAUUGUAUCACCUUCAGUUGCUGAUGGUGUCUUCCAUUACUACGAGAAGAUAUCCUUUCAGUUGUUCUUCAUUACACAGGAGAAAGUUCGGCACAUUAAACAGCUUCCGGUGGAUGUGGAUGCUAUAAAGGAAGGACUUUCCUCUUUGAUGGUUCCUUCUCAAAAGCCAAUGUUCAGUCCGCAUAUGUUGCCUCUGUCAGAGGAUCCUGCUUUAGCAAUUGCCUUUUCAGUUGCACGACGAGCAGCUGCUGUGCCUUUAUUACUUGUCAAUGGAACCUACCGGAAGACAACUCGUACCUAUCUUGAUUCUGCCAUUCUACAGUAUCAGUUGCAAAGGCUGAAUAAACAUGGUUCACUUAAAGGUGGGCAUGCUCAUUCCAGGUCCACGCUAGAGGUUCCAGUCUUUUGGUUCAUUUAUAAUGAACCAUUGUUACUAGACAAACAUUUUCAAGCAAAAGCACUAUCUGACAUGAUUAUUGUCGUUCAGUCAGACCCUUCUUCCUGGGAAAGCCAUCUGCAUUGUAAUGGGAACUCACUUCUAAUGAACUUGAGGCAGCCUAUAAAAGCUGCAGUGGCAGCUACUGCAGAGCAUCUUGCGGGUUUGCUCCCCCUUCAUCUUGUUUAUGGACAAGCCCAUGAGACUGCAAUUGAGGACUGGAUAUGGUCAGUGGGUUGCAACCCUUUCUCCAUUACAUCACAAGGUUGGCACAUUUCACAGUUCCAGUCUGAUUCGAUUGCUCGGAGUUAUGUCAUCACUACUCUUGAAGAAUCAAUUCAGCUGGUUAAUUCUGCCAUUCAUCUUCUACUAAUGGAACGUACUACUGAAAAAACUUUCAAGAUCUUCCAGUCCCAGGAGCAUGAACUUGUAAACAAAUACAAUUAUGUCGUUAGCCUUUGGAGAAGGGUAUCAACUGUCACUGGAGAAUUGCGUUACGUUGAUGCAUUGAGGCUGCUAAACACCUUGGAGGAUGCAUCCAAAAGGUUUACUGAACAAGUUAAUACCACUGUUUCCCUUCUCCAUCCAAUUAACUGCACAAGAGAUAGAAAAAUACACGUAGUGUUUGAUAUGACAACUAUACCUGCAUUUUUUGUUGUUCUUGGGUGCCUUUAUAUGGUAUUGAGGCCAAGGCGACCAAAACCAAAGAUCAACUGAGGUUUCAACAUACUGUAGUGAAUUCUAAUUGAAGAAUGUUGCAAGGAGUUUCUAUGUUGGCAAGUACAAGCCUUUGUGGAAAGGAUUUACUAUUUCAUGAUAUAUGUACAUAGUUUUGUAGUAGAGUUAGAAGGUUUCGCUGGUAAUGGAUAGCGCCUCAGCAAAUUGUAAGCAUAUUUUUGCCUACUUUUAUGCAACAAUUUUGCCAAUCUGCAAAUUAAGCUAUCUUAAAGCUAGUAA